Nilaparvata lugens (brown planthopper) is the source of this 2518-nucleotide messenger RNA. RefSeq names its product piggyBac transposable element-derived protein 3-like. The transcript is spliced from 2 exons. The record is from RefSeq and is a predicted model, not a curated record. NCBI's taxonomy places the organism in Eukaryota, Metazoa, Arthropoda, Insecta, Hemiptera, Delphacidae. The coding region runs from base 167 to 1993 and encodes 608 amino acids.
GUCAUAAUUAUGACCAUCAUCUUUUCAUGAAGAUAUAGAGCUAACCAGCUGUUAAAUUCCGUUUGCUAAGCAUUGGUCACAAUUCUGCACAUCUAUUGAAUGACUAGGCAAAGAUUACAACGUCAUCUGUUGAGUCUACAAGUAACUAAAGACAUUGCAUUCCAAAAUGGACGACCCAACUACAAACAGAGCAGAUAAAUCUUUCAAUGUAGAAAGGGAUGCAGCAACACUCCUAGAUCUGAUUGAGAAUGGGAAUCUCUCAGAAAUUGAAGACAUCAGUGAUGAUGAUGAUACAGACAUCAUCCUACCCAAUGUGACAAGCGCUGCUGAGAGGGUCGGUGCUGAAGUUAUUCGACAUAACCAAGAACAACAACUUGAAGAAGAGACGUUUUUGGAGGAAGAAGAAAUACCAAUCAACUAUGAACACUUCACAACUCCAAGAGAGAGGGUGAAAUGGAGACGAAAGAAAUUCACACAGCCACCAAUGGAGCCAUUUGAGACUCCAGUGAAGGAUGAUCCAGUUCUCAGAAGUCCUGUUGAGUACUUUAAAAAUUAUUUUACAGAUGAACUUUUUGAAGAAUUUGCAACAUACACUAACAUGUAUGCACUGCAAAACAAUGUGUUGGGCUUUAAGCCUACAAAUGCUAUUGAAAUUAGAGCAUUAUUUGGACUCCAUAUUGCAAUAGGAACAUUGAAGUUUCCAAGAAUAAACUUAUUUUGGGAUAGAUUAUUGGGAAUCAAGAUAUUUCUUGACACUAUGUCUAGGGAUAGAUUCUAUCAGCUUAGAACUAACUUGCAUGUUGUAAAUGUGUUGGACACUCCAACUAACUGUGAAGAUAGAAUUCAUAAAGUUCGCCCUGUUUAUGAUUCUUUGAAAAAAAGAUGUCUUGAAUUAGAUUUAGAUGAACUACUCUGUGUAGACGAACAAAUAAUCCCAUUUCGCGGUAAAUUGAAUAUAAAACAGUAUACUAAGGGCAAACCAAUGCCAUGGGGAGUCAAACUAUUUGUUCUUUGUGGGAAGUCGGGUCAAGCCUUUGAUUUUAUAAUUUAUCAAGGGUCUAGGACAGGUCUCAAUGAGGAUAAUUUGAAAAAAUAUGGGUUUGGUGCCUCUGUAGUUUUGCAUCUUUCAAAUAGGAUAGCUGAACCUGGCCAUAAGUUAUUUUAUGAUAACUACUUUUCCUCUUUCCAUUUGCUCCAACUGUUGAAAGCAAGGAAAAUUUAUGCUGCUGGAACUGUUAGAGUUAAUAGGUUUUGCAAUCCACCCCUCUAUAAUGACAAAGAAAUGAAAAAAAAAGAGAGAGGUGCAAUUGAUGAGCUUGUUACAAUUGAGGAGGAUAUAGUCAUGGUGAAAUGGCUUGAUAAUCGCUGUGUUACCCUAGCAUCAAACUUUGUAGGUUCAAGCACCAUUGAUGAGUGUAAGAGGUGGGAUAGCUCCAAGAAAAUCUAUGUCCAAGUUCCUCGACCAGAGAUAGUAAAAUUGUAUAAUAAUGGGAUGGGAGGGGUUGAUCUCUUAGAUCAAUUGAUAUCUUUGUAUAGGAUAUACAUACGUUCAAAAAAGUGGACAUUACGCAUGAUAUUCCAUGCAGUAGAUUUUGCUUUGUCAAAUUCAUGGAUAGAAUAUAAAAAAGACUGUGAGCAGCUUGAAAUACCCAAAAAAAAGGUUCUUGAUCUGAUGCAUUUCAGAAUGCGUGUAGCUGAAUCCCUGGUCAAAGCUGGAAACCCAGCACCAAGAUCAAAACGUGGCAGGCCAAGUUCUGAUCCACCACCAUUUGAAUCGACCAGAAAACCAAGACAAAAUGAGGAAGUACGACCCAUUGUUGAGGUUCAGAAAGACUUGGUGGACCACAUGCCAUUUUUAGAUAAUGAAGUAGCUGGGAAACGUUGCAAGAAUGGUAUUUGUCAAAAGAGAACCCAUUUCUAUUGUGACAAAUGCAAUGUUCAUUUAUGCAUAAAGAAAGAACGAAGUUGUUUUGCUCAAUUCCAUAGGAAAUGAGAGAGAGUAUCAUUUCAAAUAAUAUAAGUUAUGAAAGGUAGUAUAUAAGAUUUCAUAUAUAUCAAAUAAUGAUCAUUCCAUCUCAACCUCCUUUUUUAUUAUUAGUUCAUCUGAUAUUUCCAAUUAGAAUUUUAUCAAGUAUGCUGACAUUAUUUUAGUGAGGUUGGGUGCUGGGCUAGGUGCAAAUGUCUUUCUGUAGUGUCAUGUGGCCUCAUAAAAUAGAAAAUAUUCUUUAUAAAUAUCAACAGAAUUAUUAUAUUUAAUUUUACACUGUAUUUUGUUUACUGUAUCCUCAUACUUUGUUUAUUAUCAUAGUUAGGUAUAUCUGUCCUAUCAUGUUCACUUGACAAAAAUUUUGGCCUAAUAUUUCCAACCAAUAUAUUUCAAAUGGUAAAUUUUUCUUUUUUAUAAUAUUAUUGUCAUUCUGUUGAUAUUUAAAUUCUUGACAAUGUACCAGAUUAAAUUGUACAUCAUAUUGGUUUGUAAUCUUAUUAGAAUGUCAAUUAUAAUGUUUGUACUAUCAUU